AUGUGGGUCCAAGCUGGCGCCCCCACCGGCCGGACCCGCUGGCACUACACCUUCAGCGAUUCAUUCUUCGUUCUGGAGGUUGAAGGAUCGGGACUAGCAUCCGUUGUGGUAGAGUUUGGCGAUGGGUACACUGAGACUUUCAACGAUCCUGUAUUUUGUCACCAGUUUCUAUCUCCAGGUCUGGUUCAUAUGACAACCACUGUACUUGAUGUUGCGAAAGCCCCCUACCCAGCCUCAUCAUACCUGAAGGUCCAUCUCCCCAUCAUUGGUAUCAAGAGACUCUGUCCAGUUGUUGUGCUGCAGGGAGAGGUGUUCGACUGCGAAUUUGCCAUCUAUGGAACUGGAACUGAAGUCUCUGUGGACAUCGAAGGAAUCCACAGCUUCAACUUGACACUGGCCGAUGCGACUGUUUGGAUGGUGGGCCCCAGUCUAGACCAGACUACCCAACCACCAGAGCCAGAUGUUCAGGGCGUUUUCAUUAAGUCUGUGGACAGGAUGACAGAGGAUGUCAUACUAGUUGGUUGGGAGGUUGUGGUGAAAACCCAAGGAUUGAUCACGCUCAUGGUUUACAGGCCUCAGCCAGUAACAGGCCAACAGUUUUGCCCUCGAACCCUCGGCUACAUCGAUGCAUUGGCACAGUGCCUGCAGCAACCCAGUCUCAGACAGCACAAGUGCAUUGCGGGGGAGACAUUCAGCUUCACAAAGCGUUCCUGCUUUGACACUGGCACCAAUGUUAUCAUCGAUCCCGAUGCCUCUCAGCCUGAGGUCUUAACUUACACCGAGGUGUCCAGGUUCAAUUUUACAACCGACGAACCGGGCAUGCAGUUCAUUCCGUUGUUGGAAGAAGAGAGGUUGGAGCUACAGGCAGGAGACCUGGUCGGUUUCCUGUCUCGGGGAAUCAGUGUGAUUCGUCACAUUCAACCUCAAGUUGCCACUGAUGGUGACAUUUACUUUCAGGACAGUGGAGCAAUUUCUGUGUCUCCCAAUCCCUCCCCUAGUACCAGACAGUAUCUCUACCGUGCAGUUGCAGUGCAGCCGUCAGUGCUCCACGUUAAAGGAAUGUAUGCCAAGAAUAGCACGUUAGGACCCCGUAACAUCGCACUGUCAGCCAAGAAUGCUGUGAGCAGUAAAACAUUGGCCACAUCUAUCCGUGUUUCAAAUGUGAUCGAUAAUGUGACGCUCACAGUCACCGGAAUAGCUGAGACGUAUGAGACUGUUGGCUUGGAAGUUGAUUAUGAUGGCAAGGCAGUCGCUGUAGAAUGGAGCAUGGGCGAUGGGACGAUCUACAACACCACCGAGAACUCAACUAUUUACCAGUGGAAGAUUGCCGGCAUUUACAACGUCACUGUCAGGGUUAUCAACUAUUACAACUCCGAGUCUGAGACAAAACUCAUCAUAGUUCAGGAGAGAAUCCUUGGCCUCAACUGGACCACUCCAGGACUUGGAAAUCCAAUCCCACUCAGUAGUGAAGCAGUUCUCAAGUGGCGUGCUGACAAUGGAACGGAUGUUCAAUAUGUGUUUGAAUUUGACUGGAACCUUGGAGGAUCCCUCACCAACUUGACAUUUGGGGGCAGUGGGGUAUACGUUCCUUCACUGCCUACCUCAGACUGGGCACUCUCUAACUUCAGAAUUGAGAUGUCAGAAAAUGCUUUGAUGGGUGUGACCACCUUCUACCCAGAUGGUCAUGGUAAUCUCAGCGUUUCUCUCCACAUUUUCAACCUUGUGAGCAACAUGCGUAUUUUCACAAGUCUCAUCAUCCAGUCUGUGAUUACUGAGUUCAACGUUCUUGAUGUCCCACCGCAGACAUUUGGCGACGACAUCUUCCUGGUGUAUGAAUUCAUGAGUGGUAGUGACAUCGUAGUAGAUUUGACUAUUGAUGGUCAUGUGAUACGUGGCACCUGCAUCACUACCUACCUCGCUGGCAAAUGCAUGCUGGGUUAUCAAACAGAAUACUUUGAAGACGGUGAAUACAGCAUUGAAUUGUCGGCUUACAAUGACAUCAGUGGACCAGCUGCAGUGGUGAGAAGUAUCACAAUUGAGGUUCCAUUUGACAGCAGGAAUCUGAGUGUAGAAUUCUCCCCAGCUUAUACCAUUCCCACUGGAUUCAGUCUCAACAUUGCUUUUGGCCUCACACAAGGGUCCAAUGUCAACUACAGAGUUGACUUUGGAGACGGUAGCAGUCCAAAGACUGGGCUUUCCUCUUGUUUUCCUUUUGGGGGCAGUGACAAGCGCAACGUCAGCCAUGUCUUUUCCAAUCCUGGGAGGUACAUCAGUGAGGUGCACGUUCAGAAUCUCGUCAGCAGUGCCAGUUACAGUGCAGAAGUCAGGGUGCAGAACCCAGUGACAUUCUUGUCGCUGGACAAGCCCAUUUAUGGAGAUGUCAUUGGCAUUGAGGAAGGGGGUGCCUUUAAGAUCAUUUUCAUAUUUGAUAUCCGUGAUGGGAGCAGUGGCUUGCCACCAACAGAUGCAACAGCAGCAUUUUUCUUUCAAGAUGGUUUUUAUGAAAACCAAACCUUAGAUGCCGGAAACACUGGUCUCUACCCUAUUACUCAGAUGUUGCAAGUACCAGGGCAUGGCUUGUAUAAUGGCCAUGUCAAAGUCUCCAACCUUGUUAGUGAAGUGGAAUUUGGAUUAUCAGUGGAAGUUGACGAACUUAUUGAAAACUUGCAGAUUGUGCCCGUUGAUGGGUUUGAUCUUGUCGUGGAUGAAGAGCUUCACUUUAAUCUAAGUGUGUCCUGGGGCUCACGAAUUACAUUCACAGUUGACUUUGGGGAUGGUACAUCAACUUCGCAGUUCAGCGAAAAGAGAGGAAUACAGGUGUCACAUGUAUAUGGGGCUAUUGGUGAACUUCACAUCCAGGUGAAUGCGAUAAAUAGUUUAGGGACAGCAUCAGCCAGGGAGCUUGUCAGGUUGUUCUACAGGGUGAAAGGGUUUUUCUUGCAAAUGCCAAUCCUGAAUAGUCUUCCUCCAAGCAGUACUCUCACCAUAGAGUUCUUGUUGUACAUUGAGAAGAGCAUUAACCUGCCAAAUAAUGCCACCGUAAGUAUAAUUUUCGAUGAUGGGGAGUCAUCCGUCUAUGCCCUGGCGACGACAGUCAUGAGCAGACCAGAAUUGAACACAGACACAGCGGUUCAUGUGGCCAGCUUUCCCAUGACAUACAACAAAACUGGGAAGUUCACCAUGGCUGCCAGAAUUGCCAACCCAGUAAGCUCUAUGGAUCUUGCAAUCGAGUUCUGGAUUUAUGAGGUAAUCUCUGACCUGGAAACAUUCGUCAAGUACAACCAUCUCCCCGGGGGCAAUAUCAGCAAAGGUGAUCCCACUUUCGACCAGGAGCCUUUUGAGUCCGAUGGAUUGUAUAUUCCGAUUGACCGUGCAGUUGUCCUCAUCGCCACGUUUGCGUCUGGCAACGACCUCACCUUCACCUGGGACUUUGGCGAAACUCCAAGCCAGUACAGCGUGACGCAUGAGCCCCGGGAGAUCUACUGGUACAGGGACCCAGGGAUAUACACUAUCACUCUGAAUGUAUCCAACCCAAUAUCUCACAUGGUGGCCAACAUAACCAUCCAUGUGCAAGUCCCUGUAAGGGACGUCAUGCUGACUCUCCUCGAUAUUGGCGACAAAACCAGCAAUGUGACAAUGUACUUUGAAGUGCAGACAUCCCUCUUGGGGAUGGAUGCGUGCUACCGAGUCGAUUUCCAAGACUCGCAAAUAGCCCCAGUUAUUUUCUUUGGAUCUGAGACAGUCUGCAGGGAAACUUAUCGGACAGAAAUCAGUUAUUCACAGUAUCCUUUCAUUUUUGAGCCACUAGACCUUCUUGGAAUGUGGGAAGAGAGCAGGUUAGGAAAUUUUAACGUGACAAACAUUUAUGAUCGCCAUGGUAAUUACAAAGUCUCGGUGACAGGCAGUAACAUUGUGUCAGAGUCCACUUUCAUCCUGCCUCAGUAUGUCGCCAAGCCUGACUGCUUCGUUCCAAAGGUGUCUGUGAAUGAAUCCAACUUGUGUGAUGGCAUUCUCUACAAAUGUGCCAGAAACACAUAUUUCCGUGUUUACCUAGCCUCUUCGCAAAUCACCGUGGAUUCGGACGUCUCACUGAACUGCAAAAGCAGCAACAAGGCUUGGUAUGAUUGGUCCAUUUCUUUCUUGGGGCACAACCCAAGGACAGAGGGACGAGUCUAUGAUCUCCCCGAUGACGUCGUUACAGCCGGUUUCUCUCUUGGAAGUUUGACUAUUAAACCAGCCUCCUUGAGAUAUGGCUGGUAUCACUUUGAGCUCAAUGUGUCCAUGUACCAGGAAUACCCGCCGAUUUUUGCCAUCGACUCCACGUACAUCCGGGUGAAACCCUCCCCUCUGGAAGUCCACAUCUACGGUGGAGAAGUGCGGACUAUCAGCCACAACAACACCAUCACCUUGGAUGCGGAGCGGCUGACAUAUGAUCCCGACGUCCCCCGUGGCAGUCCCAAUCCAAACGAGUUCAAAUUUGUUUGGCUGUGUCGCCGCAAGUCUUACUACAGCACUAGGACUGGAAACACAACUGAUAACAUAGAACCCUUUGAGGUUUGGGACAGAUUCUAUGAGAGCCUCAAAAAAGAUGACCUAGACAACAAAAAUGAUGAAAUUGAUGCAAGCGAUGCUCUGGCGGAAGGUAUAGUGGAUCGUGGAGGAUGUUUUGGCUUGUCCCAAGAGGCUAAUAUACCAAAACCUGGUGGAAAACUGAGCUUCACAACGGGGAGGAUCACAUUCAGCACUGUACCGAUGUACUAUAAUAUGCAAUACGAGCUGAAAGUUGCUGUCAUCAAAGGCAACAGAGUGGGUGAAGACACACAAAUUCUGGAUGUCAAGGAGGGAAGACCACCGAUACUGCAAACAUUUUGCAAGGUGAACUGUAAGAAGAAACUGAACCCCUCCAAUCGUUACUCACUGGAGUCGCAGGAGGCUUUUGGUGGAAACAACUUCUUCAGUCUGUACUACAAGUGGGAAAUCUAUUCGCAGUCGAGCAGUGGUCAGUGGGACUUGGAGCCCGAAGACAGUUGGAUAGAAUUUGCAAGGACACCACCAGACCGGGCCAACUUUGUCAUUGAGCCAGGCUUCUUCAAAGAAAAGAUGAAGUACCGCUUGAAGCUGAUUGGGUCCAGAAAUCCAGAUCUUUCCAAUUCAGGAUCAGUUGUGGAGGAAGUACUGGUCAAUGAUCGCCCCAGCAGCGGUACCUGCUCUGUCACUCCCAAAGAGGGCCAAGUACUCACAACAGAUUUUGACAUCUGGUGUGAAGGCUGGGUUGAUGUACCCGAAGACCUACCUCUAUCCUAUACAUUCAAAGUGAACGGCACCAGUGCAUCUUCUAUGCGAACUCUUCAUGCAAGCACCAAACCACGACUUGUUCAGCCGACCAAACUAAAUCAGGGCCUUCCGGAAAACAACUGCACGGUGCAGAUCACCAUCGACGUAACUGAUAGCUGGGGCUGUUUCGAGACCACCUACCUGGAAGUAAAGGUUAAGCCACCUAACAUUAGCACGGAUGUUACCAGCGAACUCAGAAGUAUUCAAACCAGCAUGGAGACUCUCUUUGCGGACGCCAAGAAGGAAUCGGCAGCCAACCUUGUCAUUGCUACAGCAGAUUUCCUGAACACAGAAGCUGUGAACAACAGAUCGAGUGGCUCAAAUACAGAGGACGUAGACUCCGACAUUUCUCAAGAAAGGAUCAAGAUGCGAGAGAACAUGGCAGGAUUGCUGUCGGACACUCAAGUCAGUACUGUGGAAGGAGUGCAGCAACUGUCGUCUGCCAUGGCAGCGGUCACCAAGAUACCUGAAGAGGUUACACAGGAGGCUAGGACCCGUCUCCUUGGGUCCAUGGAGGGGUACAGCAAGGUCCUGCAAAACAACUCGCAAUCCAACGAUCCCAUCAGUGUGGAGAUGUUAGAGUCUGCUACAGCAGUGUGCAUGGAGGUGGUCGAGAACAUUGUAGAAGCUACCCACACCGCACAGGUUGAGGAAGAACCCAAUGGCCCUGGUGUCGUCAACAUGCAGAGAUCGGAAGAAGUGGUUGACCGGCUGGCUUCUGCCAUAUCGGCCAAGAUGGUGUUGGGGCAGAACGACAUUGAGGUGCAGUCGUCAAAGUCCACACUGAUCCUGGCCAAGUCCCCUGUGCUGUGGAUCAGCAACAAAAAUUUCAGCGCAGGUGACGGGAAUUAUGUAAACCUGCCACUGUAUGAAGAUCUCUUUCAAGACACCGACAACUAUACAGCAGUUACUCAAAAAUUUAUCAUGCGGGAUCGCAGCACCAAGGUCUUAGCAACUAGCGGGCAACAAGUCAAGUCCAUGGUGGUGUCCCUCACACUGAUCAAUGACACGGAUCAGUCGCCCAUGCAAGUCGCGCACACCGCCAGCCCCAUUGAGAUCAGCAUCGUUCGGAAGGAGGAGCACCUCAUCGCUAACGGGUCGUCAAUAAGUGCAGAGGUGUAUGUCAACCGGACAGCACCAGUCGGUGGCAAGAUGGUUGUCCAUCAAAUUGAAAUUCCACCUAACAAUGCAUUGUCACUGGAAGUGAAGUCACUGGGUACUGAUGGCAUGCAGAAAGGCUUGGCAUAUGACGUCAUCCUCUACAUCUUCUUCAGGCAGGGAGGACACCCAUCUCUCGCCGUACAUGAUUUGAACUGUACGUUACGACAGCAUGUGAUUGUAGAAGAGGAUUAUACCCCAACCAAUGCAUCAUGGGACCUUGGAUUCAAUGCCUUCCUGUCCAAUGACUCCCUGACAAGAUGUUUCUUUGCCAGUGCUACACUGGAUAACCUCAGAGAUAACGCCUCAUUCUCUCUGUACUACGGCGUGAACCAUGAAGUUUUGAGCCCAUAUUCGGCAGCAGAAACUGACCCCAUGACGGGCUCAGGAUUGGAUUCCAGCCGCUUCCACCCCAUGUACUAUGCUCUCACCUCCUCGCUGUAUUCCUGCCUGGCCAUUGGGGAUAAGGAAAGUGAAUGGUCCACUGAUGGCUGUGUGGUUGGCGAGAACAGCACCGACAUGCUGACCCAGUGCUUCUGCGACCACCUGACCAUGUUCGGAGGGGGCUUCCGCAUCCCCAUCAACCACAUCGACCUGUCGGACUCCGCCUUCCUCAAGCUGGACGAAAACCCCGUGGUCUUCAUCUUCAUGAUCUGCUGCCUCUCGCUCUACCUGUUGGUCAUAAUCUGGGCACGGAAGGCCGACAAGAGAGACAUAGUCAAGGCUGGUAUUGCUCCUCUACCAGACAAUGACCCCCAUGAUCGCUUCCUCUAUGAAGUAACAGUCUACACAGGACUCAAACGAAAUGCAGGCACGACCGCCAAUGUUACCCUCUUAAUGAGCGGUGAGCUAGGCGACAGUGUCCCUCGCGUCCUGCAUGACCCCAAGCGCAAGGUCUUCCAGGCAGGAGGGGUAGACUCCUUCCUGCUGGCCACUCCCGUCUCGCUGGGCAACCUGAUGCAUGUCCGCAUUUGGCACGACAACAAGGGUAAGAGGCCAGCCUGGUACUUGGCCCGCAUCAUGAUCAAAGACCUGUGCCUGGACCGGACAUUCUACUUCAUGGCCAACCGGUGGCUGGCAGUGGAGGAAGACGAUGGCAUGAUUGAGCGGGUCAUCCCCGUGGCCGGCCGCAGCGAGCUGACAAGCUUCGGUCACCUGUUCUUCUCCAAGACCCGACGCAACCUGAGUGACGCUCACAUCUGGUUCUCGGUCUUUGCCCGUCCAGUCAAGAGCAAGUUCACACGGGUCCAGCGCGCCACCUGUUGCCUGUCCCUGCUCUUCUGCACCAUGAUGGCCAACAUCUUCUUUUACAACAUCGACUUCCAGGAGGUUGCUGGCACUCAGGUGGUGUACGUAAUUGGACCUAUCAGCUUCAGUUUUGGCCAGGUCGUCACAGGGGUCAUCAGCAGUCUCAUGGUCUUGCCAAUCAAUCUCAUGGUAGUGCAGCUUUUCCGGUAUUCAAGGCCUGUCCCAGCAUGCUCCUGUAACCAGAAGACCCGGGUAAAGGCAGAGAAAUCCCGUAGAAUGUCCACUGUUAGUGAUGCAUCCAGGGUUGUGAGCGACCUAGAAAAGGAACUUGCCCACAUGGAUGCCCAGGAGUCUGCUCGCAGUGUCCCCAGCAUCUCCCUUUCACUGAUGAACAGCCAGUCAAGUUUGCUGCAUUCCCAGGCUUUAAAUGCACACCUUGAGUAUCCCACUUCUGCCACUAGUUCGCCCAGGGAGGAUCAAGCCUUCAAGCCGGUCUUGGGCUUCAAGAAGACCCGACAGAUCAAGAAAGGGCUUGAGCUGCCGUGGCAAUUCUGCUGCCUGGCCUGGCUCCUGGUCUUGACCUCGGUGGCUGUGGCCUUCUGGCUGACCAUCGAGGUGGCUGGUCAGUUCGGCCCAGACAAAGCUAUGGAGUGGCUGACCUCAAUGUGCUUUUCACUGAUCCAGGAUAUAUUCUUCAUCCAGCCUUUCAAGGUGCUGCUCCUGGCCUUGUUCUUCUCCCUGGUCAUCCGCGACCCCGAGAAAGAGGAGAACAGCAACCUGGCAAUGGCGCCCCAUCUGCAAGAUGAUGAGGAGUGGCUCCAUGACCGCAUGACAGCAGAGGAGCUGCAGGACCCGGCCAAGAUGGCACGCCUGAAGCAACUCAAGGAGGAGGUAUCUGCCAAGAAUCUGGCUCCAUUACACCCAGAGGAUCUCGCAGAAGCCAGAGACAUCAGGGUCAAGGAGAUCAAGAUGCACAAGAUCAUCCGAGAGAUAGUCUUUUAUCUCAUCUUCCUCCACUUGACCAUGCUCAUCUGCUUUGGUGACCGGGAUCCCAGUGUCUUUUACGUCAACAAGUCCAUGACGGACAUGUUUGUCGGGGCUUCGUACAACGGUCGCAUGCUCUUCACAAAGAUUCGUGGACGGGACCACUUUUGGAACUACACUGAGAAUGUCUUCUUCCCCUCAUUGUAUUCUUACGAUUGGUAUAAUGGUGAGCCAGAUGAGAGUGGUCGGCGGGAGAACGUACUUGCCGACAACAGCAUGCACUUGGUGGGGCGGGUCAGAUUCAGACAGCUACGAAUCCAGAAAGAAUCGUGUAUCACUCCGGAGAUUUUGAAGUCAAGGAUGAAAAACCAUGACUGCCGAGCUCCAUACAGCAUUGCUGAUGAGGAUGCAACAAGCUACGACGCAGGCUGGCAACCUCUCAAUGUCUCAGAUCCACCAAACUAUGCCAACCGCUACAUGUCAGCCUGGAAAUACAAUCAUUGGUACGACGUAUCCUCCUUCCCGUACUACGGAAAACACGCCUUCUAUAACGGGGGCGGUUACAUUGUUGAAUUUGGCGACAGCCUGGAAGAAAACCUACGCAUCGCCGCCGACCUCCAGCAGGACAUGUGGGUGGACCAGCACACGAGGGCGGUCUUCUUGGAGUUUGUGGUGUACAACGCAAACGUCAAUAUGUACUCCACAUCUUUUCUGCUGGUGGAGUUUUUACCACAAGGAGGAGCCACACCUUAUCCCUACUUUUGGACCAUCCGUCUCGACCGCUACAUCGGUGCCUUUGCCUAUUUUGUCCUCGCCGGGCAGAUUGUCUACACCCUCUUCAUAAUCUACUUCCUCGUCCGUGAGCUGAGGAACCUGUUCCGGGAGAAACGGCAAUACUUUGACAGCGUCUGGAACCUGUGCGAGGUGUGCAUCUUGGCUCUGGCCAUCUCCAGCAUCGUCUUCUACCUCUACCGGAUGUUCGUGGGUUGGGACCUGAUGGAGCAGUGGCGGACCCAGCCCAAGGUGUUCCUGAACUUUCAUUUUGUGGCCUACUGGGACCAGUUAUAUGGCUACCUCUCAGGCUUUGUCCUCUUUCUGGUCAACGUCAAAUUCAUCCGCCUCCUGCGCUUUAACCGACGCCUACUUCUCUUCUCCAUGACGCUGCGUCAAUGCGGCAAGGACCUGGCCUAUUACGGCGUAGUCUUUUGCCUGGUAUUCGGUGCCUACGCACUGUUUGCCUACGCCAUCUUCCACCUGCACUUGGAGAACUUCAGCACCUUCGUAGGGACACUGGAGACUCUGUUCUCAACCAUCCUGGGCAAGUUUGAGUUUCAAGACAUGAUCUCUGUGCACAGCUUCCUAGGCCCUACCUUCUUUUUCACCUACGUGGUCAUCAUUGUGUUUGUUAUGAUCAACAUGUUUCUGUCCAUAAUCAACGAGACUUUCGGGAAGGUUCGUCAUGAUAAUGAAGCUGUGAAGAAUGAGCUGGAGAUUGUGGACUUCAUGCUGCAGCGAUUUAAGCGAUGGAGCAGCUUGUCUGAGAGAAGAUUCCAGAAACCGGCCAAGAGGGAAGACUACAUCGAGAGCAUUGACCCCAAGGAUCUGGAAUGUAAGGAGCUGAAGGUCAAGCUGACCACCAUGGUGGACCGACUGAACCAAUUCAUCCGUGCAGAGAAGAAGCUGACCAAAUCAGGCAGGCGGAUCUAUCUCAGCAACUAGGAGACAGUCCUGAGCUAAAAGAAUUCUGCCUUUGAAAAGAUCAACCGUUCACAAAGUUUACCCUUAAGGGAUUGAUCAAAGUGUAGUUGAAAACGAUAAAUAGAAUGAGAACAUGUGAGAUUGUGGUAAAACAUUAACAAAUUCAGGAAUUGGUUAUCCGGUGAAGGAAACUAAAUAUGACAUUUUUAAAAACCACAUGGCUUUAUUCUGUCGGAUAAAACAGCAAAACAACAACAAGAAGAAUCCUGAUGGCCAAUACUUGCUACUUUUAGCAUUUCUACUCGAGAUUUUGUCCUGGAACAAUGCCCUAAAUGAGCAAAGUUGUGUGACAACAACAGUUGUGUUUCAAAAGAACUUGCACUUAGCUAUUGGAUUGAAAAAUUGCCUAUGAAGUCUGUGAAGUGUUUAAAACCAAUUGUUAGUUUUAUCACCUGCUGAAGAGACCACCCAGGUGGCUUGCUCUUGACUAGCAGAAAUUUCUAAGCUGUUUGAAUAUUUAUAAAUGCAUGUUUUCACAGGAAACUCGGCAGAUGAGCAUCGUAUUUAGAAUCGUCAUUACUGCAGUGCCCUUAAUACCUAUGGAUUACGUUAAGAAGCCAGAUUGGACUUAGAUGUUGCAUUGUGCCCAUUCUAGCAAAUACGUCAUAUUUAAAUUUCCUGGACAUUUAAUGUCUGGUAAAUGAUUCGAACAACUUUAGUUUUGGAUGUAAGUAAAUGUGUUAAUUUGUGAGUGUAUACUUUGUUUCAGAAGUAAAAUUUGUUAGCCUUGGUGAAGACAUUUUCACUGAAGUAAUUUCUCUAUUAGGUAAAUAAAAAAUAUUUUUUAAAUAUUCAGUGGAUUGAGCAAUAUGCAUGGCAUUGUAUGUAGUGUUAACACUGAAUUACACUUCAUAUGAAAACUGAGGGAAAAUUUGAGACCUAUUUAACUAAGGAUCGCUCUUCAGUGAAAUUUUAGACCCUUAAUCUCUCCAACAAAUAUUAAGAAGUUAGAAAUAUUUCAUAGGAUAUGAUUAUCAGUGCAAAUUAUGA
Acanthaster planci (crown-of-thorns starfish) is the source of this 11472-nucleotide messenger RNA. RefSeq names its product polycystin family receptor for egg jelly-like. NCBI's taxonomy places the organism in Eukaryota, Metazoa, Echinodermata, Asteroidea, Valvatida, Acanthasteridae. The record is from RefSeq and is a predicted model, not a curated record. Gene Ontology annotation, molecular function: calcium channel activity; calcium ion binding; protein binding. Gene Ontology annotation, biological process: detection of mechanical stimulus. Gene Ontology annotation, cellular component: membrane.